CGAAGUCUCAAUUACUGUUCAGGUCGCGUUCGUGUUCUGCGUGGGGGUUUUAGUCAAGCGUUUUUUUCAGGUUUUUGUUCGCAGCUUUGAAGUCUGGUUGGGGCGUUACUGGUCCAGACGCUCUCCUCUAAUCAUCUCAUCUGCGGGUUAAGACUCCAUCUUAACUCCGGGAGUGUAUGAGGUUACUAUAAAGCUGCUGCUAUGUCGAAGAAGAAACAACAGGGGACAGGGGCUUCUUCCAAGGGGAGUAUGACCCGUUCAAGGUAUGCGGUGUUGGAGGAUUUUGAGGAGGAGUUCCCAGCCCUAUUGGCUGGAAUCCCGUUGAGCAAGCCAAAGAAAUUUGUGGCAGACUUGGUUUCUGGGGCAGAUUGUGUUUCGGUUGAUUUAAAGGCCACAGUUGGGAAAACAAAAGUCCUUGCUCUGGACAGGGGUGCUGCUGCUGGGAAUGAGAACCCUGCAGCUAGAGAAAUGCCUGCUGCUAAAGAACCUGCUGCUAAUAAAGAACCUGCUGCUAGGAACAAAACCAGUGCUCAGGAGGAUGCUACUGCUACAGUAGGGCUGAAGGCAGUAUCUUUGGCUGAUCCAGUGCAGGUAAACACACCAACUUCAGAAGCUGAACAGAUUACUAUAACAGGAGGAAAAAUUGCUGAUGUGGAAAGAAAACCAUGGAACGGUCUAUUUAAGGACAACCGAGCCCCAACGCACGGCCUUAAAUUGAAAUAUGUCCCACCCAAAGAAAAAGGACUAGACUUUGCUGAUAGGAUCUUUCCCUCUAUGAUCGAGAUUUGGGGUCACUGUCUUGUUGGAUUUUUCACCGGUAGUUUCCCCGGAUUGAAAGCGAUUUACGAACUCAAAAAUGAAUGGGGUGUGAAGUGCCUUGUUAGGUCUCAUAAAAAGGGUUGGGUUAUAUUCAAGUUUCAAUGUGAACAUGAUAGGACUAAAGUGUUGAAUGGAGGACCGUACUCCAUUUUUGGGAAAUUAUUAUUCCUUAAAGUACUAUCCGAUGAUUUCUCUUUUGAUGAUGAAGAAUUUCUAAAGGUGCCGAUUUGGGUUAAAUUCCCUAAUCUACCCUUAAAGCUAUGGAAUGAGGAGGCAAUGAGUGAAGUGGCGUCUAUGGUUGGUGUCCCACUAACUACGGACAAGGUCACUCAAGAAAAGAGCAACCACAACUUUGCUAGAGUGCUUAUUGAAGUGGAUGUUUCCAAGCCACCACAAUUAUCAUUUCCUAUACGACUACCUUCUCGUAAGGUAUUCAAACAACAUGUGGUUUACGAGACA
Molecule: messenger RNA, 1278 nt
Organism: Cuscuta europaea
Lineage: Eukaryota; Viridiplantae; Streptophyta; Magnoliopsida; Solanales; Convolvulaceae
Source: the annotation of a GenBank genome assembly